AUGGUCCAUCCCCUUCCGUACACGGUGGUGUGCCAGGGCCUUGCUGGCACUGGGCCCUUCGAAUGGGAGCUCGGGGCCAAAGGAUGGUUCUUGGGGAGAGCAUACCUCUCACUCGGGGCUCUCCACCUCCCCCUUUGUCCCUCACAGCUGGUCAAACUCUGCAGUGGGAUGAUCGAGGCCGGCAAGGUCUACAUUACCACCAACAAGCACUUUGUCAGUGGUGUCCGGGACCUGUCCCAGCAGUGCCGCAAUGAUGAGGUGGUCUCGGAAUGUCUACAGAAGUUUGGAGACAGUCUUCAAGAAAUGAUUAACUAUCACAUGAUCCUGUUUGACCAGGCCCAGCGGUCAGUGCGGCAGCAACUCCAUAAUUUUGUCAAAGAUGACGUUAGGAAAUUCAAAGAAACAAAGAAGCAGUUCGACAAGGUCCGAGAGGACAUGGAGAUGUCUCUGGUGAAGAACGCACAGGCGCCCCGACACCGGCCGCACGAGGUCGAGGAGGCCACUGGCGCACUGACCCUCACCCGCAAGUGCUUCCGGCACUUGGCUCUGGACUACGUGCUCCAGAUCAACGUGCUUCAGGCUAAGAAGAAGUUUGAGAUCUUAGAUGCGAUGCUGUCCUUCAUGCACGCGCAGUACACCUUCUUCCAGCAGGGUUACAGCCUCCUGCAUCAACUGGACCCCUACAUGAAGAAGCUGGCCGCAGAGUUGGACCAGUUGGUGAUUGACUCGGCAGUAGAGAAGCGGGAAAUGGAGAGGAAACAUGCCCUGAUCCAGCAGAGGACUUUGCUGCAGGACUUCUCCUAUGAUGAAUCCAAGGUGGAGUUUGAUGUAGAUGCUCCCAAUGGUGUGGUCAUGGAGGGCUACCUCUUCAAGAGAGCCAGCAAUGCCUUUAAGACAUGGAAUCGGAGGUGGUUCUCCAUCCAGAACAGCCAACUGGUCUACCAGAAGAAGCUCAAGGACGGACUGACUGUGGUUGUGGACGAUCUCCGGCUCUGCACUGUGAAGCCAUGUGAGGACAUCGAGCGGAGGUUUUGCUUCGAGGUGGUCUCCCCUACAAAGAGCUGCAUGCUCCAGGCUGACUCAGAGAAGCUCCGCCAGGCCUGGGUGCAGGCGGUCCAGGCCAGCAUUGCCUCGGCGUACCGGGAGAGCCCUGACAGCUACUACAUCGAGAGACUGGACCGAACGGCAUCCCCGUCCACCAGCAGCAUUGACUCCGCCCCAGACACCAGGGACCGAAGCAGCAAGGGCGAGAGCAUCCUCCAGCGGGUACAGAGCGUGGCGGGCAACGGGCAGUGCUGUGACUGUGGGCAGCCCGACCCCCGCUGGGCCAGCAUCAACCUGGGCAUCCUGCUGUGCAUCGAGUGCUCGGGCAUCCACAGGAGUCUGGGGGUCCACUGCUCCAAGGUCCGGUCCCUGACAUUGGACUCCUGGGAGCCAGAGCUGCUGAAGCUGAUGUGUGAACUCGGGAACAGCACCGUGAACCAGAUCUAUGAGGCUCAGUGUGAGGAGCUGGGGCUCCAGAAGCCAACAGCUUCCAGCUCCAGGCAGGACAAGGAAGCUUGGAUAAAGGUCAAAUACGUGGAGAGAAAGUUUCUGAAGAAGCUCCCAGGGGCGGGGGCUGAGGCCAUGGAGACGGGUGGCGGAGGAGAGCCCAAGCCGCGGCGGUGGAGCUCCAAGAAGUGCCGAAGGCACCACAGCUCUCCCCGGGUCCCCAGGAUGCGGCGCCAGCUCCGGCCAGAACCCGCCACCAUCUCCCCUGCGGCUCUGUCAUCAGCCAGCACUUUGGAGCGGAAGUUCCGACGUGAUUCUCUCUUCUGUCCCGAUGAGCUGGAUUCGCUUUUCUCCUACUUUGACACGGGAGCGGCUGGGGCAGGCCCAAGAAGUGCUGGCCACAUGUCUGCGCAGGCCCCCCCAGCAGCUGGUCAGUGGGACAGUGGCCUGGGCCCCGGGGGCACUGAGGCGUGCCUCCCGGCCGGAGGUCUGAGCAGCGACAGUGGCCUCGGAGGCAGCACAGACGGGAGCUCAGACAUCCUGGUCUUUGGCUCCGUGGUAGACAGUGUCAUGGAAGAAGAGGGGGAAGCAUCCGAAGACUCCAGCGGUGAGGGGGAGCGCGAGACCUGGGACCUCGAGGACGGCCGGGAAGUGCACCCGGGCCUGCUGGCCUACAGGGCGGCCCGAGCCAGAAACCUGCCCGUCCUGGCCGAGGCCCUGGCCCACGGGGCCGAGGUGAACUGGGUCAACGAGGAGGACGAGGGCAAGACACCGCUGAUCCAGGCGGUGUUGGGGGGUUCCUUGAUCAUAUGUGAAUUCCUUCUCCAAAACGGGGCUGACGUGAACCAAAGAGACAGCCGGGGGCGGGCCCCUCUCCACCACGCCACCUACCUGGGUCACACGGGACAGGUCUGUCUGUUCCUGAAGCGCGGGGCCGACCAACACGCGUUGGAUCAAGACCAACAGGACCCGCUGGCCAUAGCUGUGCAGGCUGCCAACGCUGACAUCGUCACUCUGCUUCGGCUGGCUCGGAUGAACGAGGAGAUGAGGGAAGCUGAGGGACCCCUUGGACAACCAGGUGAUACCACCUAUCUGGACAUCUUCCGGGAGUUCUCCCACAUGGCAUCCCAUCACCCGGAGAAACUCAACCGGCAGAGCCUCCAUGGCAGCCCCUCGAACCAAUAGCCUCUCCCUUCUCCUCCCCAGGGGGCCAGGCCAGGCCUUCGGCCUGAACUGUCCCUGCCUGGUUUUGUCUGCUUUUAGAGACCCAGGACGCAGGAAGGGAGGAAAGGGGAGAUGGUCUCCCUGUACCAUUCCCCAUCUCCAGAUUUUUGCCCACUAGUCUCGAGGCAGAGAAAAGGGGGAGAGAACUUGGGGCUCAGCCGGGCUGAGUCUGAUCUUUGCCCCUCGGCUUGUUAGGGGGUUCCAUAGGAGGGGGCUUGGGACCCCCAAGGAGGAGCAAACAGGCUCGAUCUUUUUUUAUCCUUGGGGCUGGAUGAGAUCUCUCUACCCUAGUCACUGAGCCCUGCAAGUGGGCGUCCAUCUCCUCUGGACCUGUGUCCCUUCUCAGCCCUACGGACGAGGCUCUCCUGGGGGCUAACACCCCGAGGAGACUCACGGCCCUGCUCAGGAGCAUUUCGGCAGAGCUCGGUCUCAUGCCCGGUGGCCACUGCCCUCGUGAGCACUCAGGGAGCCGGAGACGCAGCCCAUUAUAUUAUCUGUCCCCUUCUUUAGCCU
Sarcophilus harrisii (Tasmanian devil) is the source of this 3228-nucleotide messenger RNA. It is a transcript of the gene ACAP3, whose product is annotated as ArfGAP with coiled-coil, ankyrin repeat and PH domains 3. The record is from RefSeq and is a predicted model, not a curated record. The coding region runs from base 1 to 2676 and encodes 891 amino acids. NCBI's taxonomy places the organism in Eukaryota, Metazoa, Chordata, Mammalia, Dasyuromorphia, Dasyuridae. Gene Ontology annotation, cellular component: cytoplasm. Gene Ontology annotation, molecular function: GTPase activator activity; protein binding. The transcript has 25 exons.